AUGCAUUUCUCACGUCUUUCGCUUGCAAGUCUCGCUGCCUCUCAGGUGGCCGCGGUGACGCUCUGGGCUGCUUCCUAUGGCGGGGCAGGGCUCGGUGACGGCGGAGUCACUUCCUUGAAGCUGGACAAGACUGGUACGGGAGGAUAUACACUCAAGCAGACGAGCUUCCUCAAUGGUAGCACUUCCUGCGGAGCUCAGUCUUCAUGGUUGACCAAGGACGCCUGGAACAAUGUCAUAUACUGUGUCGAUGAAGCUUGGGGGGCGGCUAAUGGCUCGAUUACCUCGUUCCAUUCCUCACCUAGUGGAUCGUUGACCCUAUUUGACAAGCAAAUCAGCCUCGGAUCUCCGGUUUCCACAGUUGUGUAUAAUGGAGGUGCAGCUCUCGCAGCAGCCCACUACGACACCUCUGCGGUCACCACCUGGGAAAUCCUCCCAUCAGGCGGCCUCAAGGCAAUGCAGGUAUUCCGAUACAAGCUCACCGCACCUGGCACAAACCCCACCCGCCAAGACGUACCUCACGAGCACGAAGUGAUCCUCGACCCCACCGGCUGCUUCAUCGUGGUCCCCGAUCUCGGUGCAGACCUCCUCCGCAUCUUCGCCAUCAAUAAAAAGACCAGCAUGCUCUCCGAAAGCUCCACCUUUGCCGUCGCCCCUGGCUCUGGUCCCCGCCACGGGACAUUCUUGAAGACCGCUGAUGCGACCUACCUCUUCGUGCUUUCCGAGCUGUCAAACACCAUUGCUUCAUAUUCAGUGGCCUACACGGCUACCGGACUUAGCCUCACUCAAGUUUUCAUCAGCGGAGCGUAUGGCGUCGGUGUCGAGAUUCCCACUGGAGCAGGAGCCGCUGAAGCUAUCCUUUCCCCCGACAACAAAUACCUCCUUACUUCCGAGCGUCACGUAGCCAGCUUCCAAAUCCCCAAUUUCGACCCGAAGAACAGCACCACGCUCCCCUCCGACGCCCUCAUCGUCUGGACCAUCGACCACGCCACGGGGAAACUGUCCAACGCCCAGCGCGCACCUGCUGGCGGCAUGAACCCGCGCCAGUUCUCGGUCAAUGCCAAGGGUGACUUGGCUGCCGUUGGCUUGCAGGAUGAUGGACGUGUUGUGAUUCUUGAGCGCAAGAAGGAUGGCAGCUUCGGAGAUAUUCUGGCGAGUGUCAUGAUUGCUGGGAGUCCUACGAGCGUUAUCUGGGAUGAGUAG
This is a messenger RNA of Hyaloscypha bicolor E, 1200 nucleotides long. Its product is annotated as putative isomerase YbhE. Bases 1 to 1200 code for a protein of 399 amino acids. The transcript is spliced from 3 exons. Gene Ontology annotation, molecular function: protein binding; 6-phosphogluconolactonase activity. The record is from RefSeq and is a predicted model, not a curated record. Lineage: Eukaryota; Fungi; Ascomycota; Leotiomycetes; Helotiales; Hyaloscyphaceae.